UGAGGGCGGCCAUUCGGACCGGCGGGGAUGUGGGCGGAAACGAACCCGCGCUCAGUGAGAGGCAGACGGUCUGUGGAGCAGCAGCGGGAGGAGAAGCCCGGAGAGGGACACGCACACAGGGACGAACACCUCCGGCUGGUUCCCGGCUCUUUUUUCUACAUUCCAAGCGGACUUUUUUCACCGGCGGAAUGUUCUCGACGUCUUGGAGAUGCUUGCUGCUGGUGGUCGUCUGCGGCUGCGCGACGUCGCGUGCGCUAAAAAACGACUCCCUUCCGAGGACUUUUAUCCGCUUUUCAGAUCCCUUCACAGAUGAACCCAUAGACAUGGAUUCAGUUAUCGGACUAGAAACAAACAAAUCCACUCCCUUCAGCAGGAAUCGAGAAACAAACCAAAGUGCCCCGCGACACCGACUGAGCCUGUCGGAGGAAGCCCGGCUCUUCCUCACCGGCUCCGUCUCCACCAUCCUCAUCCCGUCUUUCUACACGCUGGUUUGCUGCAUCAGCGUCCCCAUCAACAUCUUGGCGGUUCUGGCUUUUGCUCGGGGGAUCCGGCCCAAAAAGCCGGCGGCCAUCUACAUGCUGAACUUGGCGGCCACGGACCUGCUCUUCGCCCUCCUGCUGCCCUUUAAGAUCUCCUACCACUUUGAGGGCAACAACUGGAGAUUCGGCGAGUUCAUGUGCCGCGCGGUCACGGCUGCUUUCUACUGGAACAUGUACUGCUCCGUCCUGCUCAUCACAUGCAUCAGCAUCGACCGGCUGCUCGCCGUGGUCUACCCCAUUGACUCCCUGACGUGGAGGCGGCCUCAAAACUCCGUCAAGGCCUGCAUAAGCAUGUGGAUCCUAUCCCUGGCUGGCUCUAUCCCUCUCGUGAUCUCCAAGCAGACCUUUGACCUCCCAGACCUGAACAUCACCACCUGCCACGAUGUCCAGAGUUCAGAAAGCAUCAUGUGGCUCAGGCUGUACUUCAUCACCCUCUGCUGUGCCCUCUUCUUCCUCCCUCUGUUGGUCACCAUGGUGUCCUACUCCCGGGUGAUUUGGAGCCUGAGCAGCAUUCCUCGCGGCAUUCCGGGAAGCUCUCGCAGGAGAACCCGAGCCGUGGUGAUGGUUCUGAUGGUGCUGGUCAUAUUCUUGCUGUGCUUCUUUCCCACAAACUGCCUGCUGCUGGCUCACUACCUGCUGUUUGACCAAGACCUGGAGAAGAACCGGGACACUCCGGACGGAUCCUACGGACUCUACCUGCUCUUCAUGUGUUUGGGAAGUCUGAACUGCGUCCUGGAUCCACUCGUCUACUACUUUGGAUCGUCACAGUGCCAGAGACAACUCUCCAGCCUGCUGACGUGCGAGAGGAUCAAGGACAGGGGAGACAUCUCCCACUCCAGCUCCAAUUCAUGUCGAUCUAGCAAAAGAGCGAUCCUCAAAUCCAGCUGCACGGAAAGCUCCAAGUUGAACUCCUCGAUUGUGAAGACAGACCCUCGGGAGGAAGGCCUCCAAAGCCAGUACAGGAAGCUACUGGUGUGACCGAGCUGCAGAUUCUGAGUUUUUAAGAAAACUGACAUUUUAUGAAGUGAGUGAAUGAGCCUCUUCAGCUGCUGCUUUUCUUCCAUGAUAGACAUUUUCUCUUGACUAAAUGAAGUAAAGCAGGAAGGACAUUCAGAUAAGAUAGACAUGCGUCACAUGCUUCUGGCUUUGCUCUCUUUGUGAGUUUUUGCUAAAUAUGUUGUCAGUUAAAGGAAGGAAACUGCUCCCCUUUUUGCAGAUAAGCCCACCUUCUAAGCACUUGAGGAAAAGCUUCAUGUUUGUCUUUUUUAUUUUAUAUUUUUGAAGUUUGACUUUUAAUAAAUGCUUUUUACUCUG
Molecule: messenger RNA, 1853 nt
Organism: Oryzias melastigma (Indian medaka)
Lineage: Eukaryota; Metazoa; Chordata; Actinopteri; Beloniformes; Adrianichthyidae
Product: proteinase-activated receptor 1
Exons: 2
Coding region: 189-1517 (442 amino acids)
Biological process (GO): blood coagulation; positive regulation of Rho protein signal transduction; thrombin-activated receptor signaling pathway
Cellular component (GO): membrane
Molecular function (GO): thrombin-activated receptor activity
Source: RefSeq, a predicted model, not a curated record